Messenger RNA from Drosophila santomea, 953 nucleotides. Its product is annotated as 30S ribosomal protein S2-like. Lineage: Eukaryota; Metazoa; Arthropoda; Insecta; Diptera; Drosophilidae. The transcript is spliced from 2 exons. The record is from RefSeq and is a predicted model, not a curated record. The coding region runs from base 84 to 701 and encodes 205 amino acids.
CCAGACAUCAGUUCCCAGUCGGAAUAUAACGAGAGUGCGUGUUUUUGAAUUCACUACAAAACGAUUUAAGUAAAACUGAAAAAAUGAAUUUCUUCAAAAAAUUACGCAACCGUCUGGUACCUUACCGCGUCCCGGUGAAUGCGACUCGCAGGAACAACCGUCAAGGACAGCAGAAUGCGGUAGCAGAAGUACGCGACAACUCUCUUCAGGCUGCGACUGUGGCUGAUGCUGUGACUGAGGUUGCAAAUCUGACUGCGGCUGUGGCUGAGCCUGUGGCUGAUGCUGUGACUGAGGCUGUGACUGAGGCUGUGACUGUGAGUGAGCCUGUGACUGAGGCUGUGACUGAGGCUGUGACUGUGAGUGAGCCUGUGGCUGAGGCUGUGGCUACAGCGGCUACUGUGGCUGAGGUCGAGACUGUGGCUAUGGCUGUGACUGAAGAAAAGCCGGAGACUGUGGCUGAGGCUGAAGCUGUGGCUGAGGCUGCAGCUGAAGCUGUGGCUGUGGCUGAGGCUGAAGCUGUGACUGAGGCUGUGACUGAGGACGAGCCUGUGACUGAAGUUAAGGUUGGGCCCGAGUCUGAGGCUGUGGCUGAUGGAAGAGAUGCUGCCCCUGCAGCAGGUGAAGCUAACGAAGUGAUUGAUGUGGAGUUGGUAGCCGGCACUUCGAAUUCUUCUGACCCAACUCCCACCACUAACCCGUAAUUGGACGAUCUAUUGAGGACAAGCACACACGUAAACACAAACACUGUCACCGUUAAUUGCUCACACCGCUUAAAGGAGAUUGAUUGUGUCAUAGAUGCCCCUUCGCCCCUCCACAUUUUCCACCACACACCACGGAGCAAAUCGGUGACGUCGCCGCCCAUAUGGCGUAUAUGUAUAUAUAUAGAUCGAGUAGCAUACAUAUUUAUAUAGAGAGUCUAUGAUUACACAAUAAGUCUUACCGCUAACAAUGUA